Molecule: messenger RNA, 1578 nt
Organism: Arabidopsis lyrata subsp. lyrata
Lineage: Eukaryota; Viridiplantae; Streptophyta; Magnoliopsida; Brassicales; Brassicaceae
Product: transcription factor MYB51
Exons: 3
Coding region: 530-1423 (297 amino acids)
Source: RefSeq, a predicted model, not a curated record
CAUUUCUCGAACAAAAAAAAUCCAAAAAUAUUUGCAAUCAUGAUUUUUUGUUUUUGAAGGACCUGUAGUUGCUGUCAUGAACAUUAAAUACAAAUCUAUUAAAUGUUGUACGAAUUUUGCGUGUAAUAAAUGUCCAGGGCCGGCUCGAAGCUCGCUGAUCGUCCUUUUUUCGUGUCUCUCUAGCAACACACAAUCGUAUUUAUUUCAUUUUUUUCAAUAUAUAAAUGUAAAGAAUCAUCAUGGAUCGUAAAUUCAUUGCUUCCUUUGGCUUUUUAUUUCAUCUAGACGACAUUAAAACCAGACCAGACCAAAAACAUUUAUCAUUUUUUCCUUUUUUCAAAAAUUCUCUCUUUGAUCCUAUCUUCUUCUUUUUAUUUUCACUUUGGGGUUUCCCUGUCUCUUCUAUGAUGAGUCUAAAAGUCUACUAGCUGUUCAAUAGUUUUUUCUCUCUGUGUUUCUUCUUUUUCUUCUUCAACCAAAAGAAAUCGAAAGGGUUUUUCGUUUUUGUUAGUGAGGUGUGGGAAAAAAAAUGGGAAGAACACCUUGUUGUGACAAGAAAGGUUUGAAGAAAGGUCCAUGGACGCCUGAAGAAGAUGAGGUUCUUGUUGCACAUAUCAAGAAAAAUGGACAUGGAAGCUGGAGAACACUUCCUAAGCUUGCUGGUUUACUUCGCUGUGGGAAGAGUUGCAGGCUGAGAUGGACAAACUAUCUGAGACCAGACAUAAAGCGAGGUCCUUUCACUGCUGAGGAAGAGAAACUUGUUAUCCAGCUUCAUGCCAUUCUCGGCAACAGGUGGGCUGCUAUUGCAGCACAGCUUCCAGGAAGAACAGACAACGAGAUCAAGAACUUAUGGAACACUCAUUUGAAGAAACGUCUUUUAUGUAUGGGUCUUGAUCCCAGAACCCAUGAGCCAUUACCUUCAUAUGGGUUAGCCAAACAAGCUCCAUCUUCACCAACUACUCGCCACAUGGCUCAAUGGGAAAGCGCUAGGGUUGAAGCUGAGGCAAGGCUUUCUAGAGAAUCAAUGCUCUUUAGUCCUUCUUCUUACUCUGGUGUAGUUAAAACUGAUUGUGAUCACUUCUUACGCAUUUGGAAUUCUGAGAUUGGUGAAGCUUUCAGAAAUCUUGCUCCAUUAGAUGAAUCAACUACUAGUCAAAGCACUUGCUCGAGGACAACAUCUACAUCAUCUGCACUUCUAAAGAGCUCAACAAUUUCUUGUGGAGGGAAAGAGGUUACUGUGGCGAUUCAUGGCUCAGAGUCUUCUCCAUGUUCAAAUGUUCUUGAAGAUGAUUCAACAGACUCUGCUCUUCAACUUCUGCUUGAUUUUCCGAUAAGUGAUGAUGAUAUGAGCUUCUUGGAAGAGAACAUUGACAGCUACUCACACACUCCUGUUGGUCUUGUCUCAAUGGUUUCUAAAUUCUAAUCUUAUCUAAGAAAAAGAUUCAAACUUGCUUCUUUUUGGUAUUCUCAUCUUUAGUGAUCAGAAGUAGAGGAAAUAUAGUAUCUAUGUAAAUCAGCAUUAGUUAGUUGAAGUACUAAAUCAAUCCUCUCUUUAUGAUUUUGAUUAUGUUUGAGAAA